UCCGGUGGGCUUGCCGCCAGCUCGAUGCCAGCUUGAUGCCAGUUUGCCGCUCGGCCAUGGCGAGAGCUCAGCUGCCGUGGAGAUUCUUGGUCUUCUUCUUCUUCUCCUUCUUCCGGAAGCCUCUUUACACACAGGCGCGCUUGACGUCGGCGCACCUGAAGUGUUUGCUGCUGUGCUGGCUGGCGGUGCUGGCGGGCAGCUGGGUGGUCUACGCGGAGUACUCGUCCCGCUCCGAGCUGUGCCGGGGACGCCGGUGCACCGCGGACACGUGCGCCAAAUACAGACGGGGCCUGGUGGACGGCUCGGCCUGCGGCAGCUUGUGCGACAAGAACACUUUGGAGCUCAACAAGUGUCUCAGCACGCACGCCACCAAGCAGGUGUACUCGGGCAUGUGGGGCGACCUGGAGGGCGUGGUCAGGUGUCAGAUGGACGAGGUCCCCGCUUACGACGUGGGGAGCCAGAUGGGGGGCAGGAAGGAAGCCGCCGCCCUCUUCGACACCCCCUCCAAGGGGACCUCCAUGGAAAAGUUCCGGGAGAUGAUCCUCGACCACCUCAAGACCAAAGUGGGCGAGGAGCAGGCCAACCUUGGCGAGCUGACACUCCGCGCACUGGCGGCGGCCGACGCCAACAAGGACGGUCACAUUUCUCUGGCGGAGGCUCGGUCUGCGUGGGCGCUGCUGCAGCUCGACGACUUCCUGCUGGCGUUGGCCCUGCAGGAACGCGGGCACAUGCCCAAGAUUCUCGGCUUCUGCGGGGACCUCUACGUGACGGAGAAGGUACCCAACGCCCCGCUCUAUGGCCUUAGGGCGCCGGCACGGGUGCCAGCCUGGGUGCGCCGUACCGCCGACCACUGGUUCACCCCCACCUGGCCCCACCGAGCCAAGAUCUCCAUCGGGCUCCUGGAGCUGGUAGAAGAUCUGUUCCACGGGGCCUUUGGCAGCUUCCUCAUGUGCGAUCUGAGCGCCGCCCGCUUCGGGUACACCGGGCGCCACGAUUUGAAGGUGGCGGACGCCGGGCACAUCGUCCCCGAGGCAACCUUUCGGGAGGCCAUCAGGGAGCAGAGUUGCGAAAAGGACACCGACUGCGUCUACGGUGUGGACUGCUUCACUUCCUGCGAUCUCACCAAGCGCCGCUGCACCCCAGAGGUGGCCGAGCCCAACCUGGCCAAGGCCUGCCGGGCUCUGGAGGACUACGUCCUGUCGGGGGCGCCUUCGGACAUCCGCGAGGAGCUGGAAGAGCAGCUGUACGCCUGCAUGGCGCUGCGGGGAUCGGCAGAGCGGGCCGAGAUCCAACACUCGCUGGUCCUCAACAAUCUUAAGACCUUGUUAUGGAAGAAGAUCUCACACAACAAAGACUCCUAACCAAAAGAUCUUUGGGUCCUCAGCAGGUGGACUCCGGUGUGGAGACGAGAGUCUUACAUUGACCUUCGCAGCUUUUGGGGUAGUUAAGGUAGUUUUAACUUGACCUACGCAGCUUUUGAGGUAAUUUUGGUAGACUUGCCUUAACCUACGCAGCUUUUGGGGUAGUUACCGUAGUUUCAUUUUGACAAAAUAAGAUUUUGGCCAUUUAUUUACAUGAAUCCUAUUUUAACCAGCACAAUUUUGGAGGGAUUUACAAUAAUCUCAUUUUAACUUUUCAGUAGUUUGAUGCUAACAAGUUCAACUUUGGAGGGAUUUACAUGAAGUCGAGAUUGAGCACUCGCUGGUCCUCAACAACCUCAAACACUGCGAUAGAAGGAGAUCUCACCCCACAAAGACUCCCAAUCGAAGAAUGUUAGGAAAUGGAUCCAGAUGGCUUUUUUUGAUGCGCAACUUUUGGGGGACUUAAGGUAGUUUCGGUUCAAUAGACGCAACUUUUGUGGGCUUUACAAUAGCCUCACGUUAGCCUACACAGCUUUUGGGGAAGUUAAGGUAGUCUUAUUUGAAUGAAACAUUGUGGGCAUUUACUGUAUUUGCUGUAAUUAUUAUUAUUAAUUUAACUUCACAACUUUUGGGGUAUUUUUGGUAUUCUCAUUUUUAACCAGUGCCACUUUUUGCAGGAUUUAAGGUAGUCUCAGUGUAACCAGGGCAAUUUGAGGGGGAUUUUAGGCAGUGCUUCUUUAACAGGACAACUUUUGGCGGAUUGGUCUUAUUUCAUCGACACAGCUUUUUGGGGGAUUCAAUGUUGUCUCAUUUUUAACCAAGGAUUGUUGGGGAAUUUCUCAAUGGGAUCCAACAUUUUAUGUGAAUGAAUAAAACAAAGAGUAAGUAGUCUGACUCAUGUUGCAUAAACAUGGGAUAAAAGCACGAGAGAAUCCGAAAUACAGUAAAGGUUACCGUGGAUUUAAGGUUUGUCCUGAAGUUGUAAACCAAAGGGGGAAGGAAUAUGACAAAUUUAUUUCACACGCAGCUUUUAUGAUACAUUUCACACAUCUUGCUUAUGAUUUACAGUGUUUAAUUGUCAUUUAAGCAUGAAAUGAAUCAGUAAAGUGAAACUAUGUAUACAUUUAUAACUGUAUUGCACGCAUCAAAAAGCUUUUUGCCCACCAAGGUCUUAAUGAGAGGUACCGGCACGGAAUAGGGUGUUGAAGUCAAUCCACAAAAAUUCCUUCCGAGUGUCAGAAAACUGCCUAUCAGAGCCAGCUGUAUUACAGGUGUGUGUAAAAGGUACCGUAUAUAUACAGAGUAUAUAUGUGUCAAAGUCUUGUGACAUUUUUGUUGAGUGAGAUUUUUCUAACGCAAUAUAGUCACAGACUUGGCUCAAUAAAGCUUGCGAAAGGUU
Messenger RNA from Phyllopteryx taeniolatus (common seadragon), 2760 nucleotides. RefSeq names its product divergent protein kinase domain 1A-like. The record is from RefSeq and is a predicted model, not a curated record. Lineage: Eukaryota; Metazoa; Chordata; Actinopteri; Syngnathiformes; Syngnathidae. The coding region runs from base 36 to 1361 and encodes 441 amino acids. The transcript is spliced from 5 exons.